AUGCGUUUCGCCGCUCUGGUCAUCGGAAUUCUGGCCGCGUUGGUGUCGACUGUGACUGCCACCGCGCUUACCUACCGUCUCGAGGCAAACGAGAAGGCCUGUUUCUACAACUACGUCGACGAGCGGAACACCAAGGUGGCUUUCUAUUUCGCUGUCCAAUCUGGCGGUUCUUUCGAUGUCGAUUACUCCGUUGUCGGUCCCGGCGAUAAGGUGGUCUUGGAUGGAACGAAGGAACGACAGGGCGAUUUCGUCUUUACGGCUCAGAGCGUAGGGGAAUAUCGCUUCUGCUUCAACAAUGAGAUGUCGACGUUUGCGGAGAAGAUGGUAGACUUCGAGAUCGCGAUCGAGAACGAAGAACGCGCCCAGCUCCCCUCCCGACAGGGCGCCACCCCCGAACAGGCGUCUGCCCUCGAGGAGUCCAUCUUCAAACUGUCCGCCCAGCUGUCGACCAUUUCCCGCAACCAGAAAUACUUCCGUACCCGUGAGAACCGCAACUUCAGCACUGUUCGUAGUACCGAACGCCGGAUCUUCAACUUUAGCGUAAUUGAGGGCUUGAUGAUGGUGUCGAUGGCUGGCUUGCAGGUCUUCGUUGUGCGCUUCUUCUUCCAGGGCGCAAGGAAAGGUACGUAUUUGCGUAGAACCAUUUACUGGCAUUCGCCUCCCCGUUUCCCCCAACAAACGUUUACGACAGAUUCUGAUUGA
This is a messenger RNA of Aspergillus melleus, 702 nucleotides long. Its product is annotated as emp24/gp25L/p24 family protein. The record is from RefSeq and is a predicted model, not a curated record. Gene Ontology annotation, cellular component: endoplasmic reticulum-Golgi intermediate compartment; endoplasmic reticulum; Golgi apparatus. Lineage: Eukaryota; Fungi; Ascomycota; Eurotiomycetes; Eurotiales; Aspergillaceae. The coding region runs from base 1 to 702 and encodes 233 amino acids. The transcript is spliced from 3 exons. Gene Ontology annotation, biological process: protein retention in ER lumen; endoplasmic reticulum to Golgi vesicle-mediated transport; Golgi organization.